GCGAGAGAGCGCCGAGUGUUGCGGGGGGAGGGCGGCCCGGCGGGGAGGGAGGGAGGGAGGCAGGCGGCGGCGGCGGCGGCAGAGGACGAUGAGCGGCGGCCGGCGGAAGGAGGAGCCGACGUCGCACCCGCAGCAGCACCUGGUGGCCAACGGCGGCGGCGGCGGCGCCUUGAAGGGCUCGCUGUGGGGCAAAGCGCUGCGGAGCGACUCCGCCUGGGAGGACAAGGUGAGGCCUAGGCCGGGCCGCGCUGCCUCGGCGCCGGGGAGCCCCUUGGCCUGGAGGGGCUGCGUUGGCCGGAGCCUGGGCUGUGGCGGCGACUCGAGGGGCACCUGCGGCAGUGGCGGGCCGAGCCUCCCGGGGUCGCAGUGGGACCUGCUCUGCUUCCUUCCCGACGGGACGCCCGAGGUCCGCCCACCGGAGCCGAGUGCGAAGGGGGAAGGAUCCUGACUCCCGUGCUAAGUCCUUACGCCCCCAAACCCACGGCCGGUUACUCUCCCCAUCACCACCACCUGUCAUUUCAGAAAUACAAUUUAUCCACUAGAAUAUAUAUAUUUUCAAGUGGCUUUCCUAGUAAAUAUCACUACCAGGCGGUUUAUAAACACGGCGUGCAGAAUAGUAAAAGCGGGGGGAGCCAAAGGCACCUCUCUCCCUAGUUCUAACACUUGACUGUCAGGGCUCAAAGUCCGUGGUGGUUAAACAAUUGGGCGUUGGAAAUCCUUUCCUGUCAAUUUCAGAUUGCUCUUACGUUAUUUUGUUGACCACCCCCCUCGCCCCCGCCUGCUGGAGGCAGGCUGUGGAACUGGAAAUACUUGAUCUGGAUUCUGGCUCUGCUGUUGCCUUGUAGGAAGUCCUCUGACAAACUACUUCGUAGUCAGUGAGCUUUGACAGUAUAGCACGCCUGGGAGCAAAACCCACUGAAUUCUGUGGGGUGGUCUUUUAAAUAAAAAGGGUUGGGCAACACAUAUGAAAGUGUUUUAAAUUCGACACUGAGUAGCACCAGUGGUGUUAAAUUUUUAUCACCCCAAAACACUACCGUUUUUCCUCCGAAAGUAGGGCGCCUGGUAGGGUGCUUUGGCUUUGGCUCUUCUAUUGUCUCCUGAUGCCCGUUGAGUGGCUUAUCUUCCUUUUAUAAAAAUAUCAUCAUAGAACAGGACCAAGUACAAAAUGCACAUUGGUUGGUAGCGUUUGACAUUUAAAGUGUUGGUCUUAGUGAUUCAGUUCAGGAUCCUACUACUUCAUCUUAAUAAUAUUUCCUUAAUACAUUAGAAUAAACUUAAGACUUAUCCUUUAUUAAGUGGGAAGUAUUGCUAUAUGACAGUUAAUUAUUAUCUCCAUCUCAUCUAGCCCAAAAUGUAUCUUCAGAGCUGCUUCUUUUUGUCCAAAGGGGCAUUUUGUAAGAUACAUGAAUUACAGAUCCAUAUGAACUUUGAUUUUUGUCUCUUCUCCACAGGAUGAAUUUCUAGAUGUGAUUUACUGGUUCCGGCAGAUCAUUGCUGUUAUUUUGGGAGUGAUCUGGGGCAUUGUUCCAUUGAAAGGAUUUGUGGGCAUAGCAAUGUAAGUUUUUGUUUCUUCUUGUUUUUGUUGUUGUUAUAUAUUGGAAAAGUUGUCAAAAGAAAUUGGAAACAGCUGAAAUGACAAGAUGGAUAAUUCUAAACCCUAGAUCUGAAAUUCAUUUCCCAUAUACAUUGCAUUAUAAAUCGUUGUGAGUUGGCAACUCCCAGAUUGUGAGCAUGCAAAUUUUUCACAGUGUAUUUUGUGGGAAAAUAGAGAAUAAUGUCUUUCUUUCACUGGAUAGAGGGCGGAAGGGAGGGGGGAGUUGGACACACAUACCCAGAAAUGUGUAGAGGAAAACAAGUGGGGGUUUUUUAUAUGCAGUGCUUUAUGCAGUCAACGUACAGUAACACUAGCAACUCAGAGGCCUACAUAUAUUUGGCAUCUCUCUGUCUCAAGAGACAAUGGAAUAUAUCUCUGGGGUAAGUCAAACCACCAGAGAAUCACAGUGGCUGCUGUGCCUGCAGAAACCAGUAACUCGUAACUGCUGCAUCCUGCGUUGUUUUUGCUGCCUUAGCAGCACCAAAAUGAUCACUCCAGGGCGCAAGCCUGGGUAGGGUGUAUGGAGGUUCUGGGCUGCCCAAAUGACAAGACCUCCCUCUUGGCCUCACUGUGGUCCAGAGGAAAGCAGAGCAAUACAUUUGGCACCAGCUGAGCUGCUGGAAGGAGGUGUACAAGAUGCUAUUCAACUGUCUUAGGGACUCCACUCUGAAUUUCUGUACGGUUUAGUCCUUAGCCUUUACUUCUCCCAAAGAUGUCCAAAGGCAGGUAGACCUUAAUAUAGUUGCCUUGAUAUUUUAAAUGUUUCAGUUCUGUACAUGAAUAGCGCCUAAAAAUGUUUUUGUCUGUGAAGUUGGUUGGUAAGAAUGUGCUGUAUCAUCUUAGCUGUGACAAAGGAAUAUAAAGUUAGUAAACAAAAUACCAUUUAAAGUUCUUGAACAUGUCUUAGUCAUCCAUUUUUGUAAACUCUGAGGUCUUUGUUGGAGUGCAGGGAGGGAGGUUGGCGAUUUCAGACUAGUGCUUGUUGUGGCCUUGCUUGCAAAUUCAUAACCACAUUCAGGGUUAUGAAUGUAACUUCAGGGCAUUAGGGUAGGAAAUGUCAGGGAGAAAGAAAUUCAGUGUGGGGAAAUUCAGUUGCUUCAUCAGUUUAGCUUAGCUUGAAUGCCAUUGUGGUGUAAUUAUUGGCAUACUAAUCUUAAAGAACCCAAGAUUUAAAUCUCUGCUCAAUCAUGAAGUUCAUACGAGGUGACUUUGAAAAGGACCUAGAAAUGUCACCUGGCAAGAUUGUUGACUAGAGCUGGCUGUUUGUAACAUCCGACUUGAUUUUUGUACUGAUUUCCAGUUUGUUUCUGAGCUCAGUUCAGAAUUGCCAAUUAUUGCCUUUAUCCGAGUUAGGAUAUUUUGCUUGUUGGGUAUGCCUGCUUUCUCAGAUCAUCAGGAUGAGCCCCUGUUGUUUGUGCUCUUCCACCUGAAGUUCAGUUGGUGGGAAUCUGUAAUAUUCUUUGUUGCCAAGCCUAGAUUAGGGAACACCUUAUCUGGGAUAUUUCAAUCUCCUUGUUCAGGGGUCGGCAAGGUUUACCUCGCCUGGGCCAGUUCACUCCAGCGGAGAUCCCUCCGUGGGCCAGAUUGCGCAAUUUCUGGCAUCUGCAUCUGCGCAGACACAAUUUCCAGCACCGCGAAAGCAAGUCCCCGUACUGCGCCGCGCUGCGCUGGUUUAAUGCAGCGUGUAGGGACUCGCCGAGUGGGCAGCUCAGUUCGGGGGCAGCUCGUGGGCCGGUUAAACAACCCCCGUGGGCCGCUUGUGGCCCAUGGGCCUUAGGUUGCCUACCCCUGUCCUUGAUGUUUAAAGUCUCUGUCCCCCCCACCCCUUGGAGGCCUUUGGCUUACUGGGUGUUUGACUCAGAUCUUUUUUUUUCUUGAUGCCAUUUCAUAGAAUCAUAGAAUUAUAGAUUUGGAAGGGACUCGAGGGUCAUCUAGUCAAACGCCCUGUAAUGCAGGAAUCCUGUCCACAGUCAUCUGUAGGUGGGCUUGAACCACCCAGCAUUUGAAACUAGCCGUCCUUUUGCAACUGGAUGAAGAUGUCCAGGCACCACCUUUGGUGCCUAGCAUCUCCACCUGCCUGGCUGCAGUCAGGUGGUCUGCCUGGCAGCGCGGCAGCAAAAGAUGCACCUCUUUUUUUUUUGCUGCCGGGUGAAUCAGGUGGUCUGCUGGGUAGCAUGGCAGCAUAAAAUAAAACAAAAUGUCUAGGCACCAUAUUUUAUUUUAGUGCCAACAACCCAGGUCCCAGGAGCCACAUGGCUCCUAGCUUUCCUAUUCCAGUUUCUAACACUGAAACUACUAACCUUCUGGUUAACAGCCAGAUACGGUGACCCAUUGCACCACCUGAGAAUUUGCUUUUAUCAUUUGCUGUCUUGUGUGUGUAUGAAUGUUUUUUAAAAAAAUAUUAACUUUUUGGUGUUAGCCAUCUUGAACCCUUCUGUUUGAGACAGAAAGGUGGCAUACAAUUUUUUUAAAUAAGAUAAAUAUAUUUUGCCAGUCUUCUAAGUUUAAUAUUAAUAUUGUAAACUUAGUAUAUUAAUUAGUAUAACAAUAUACUGUGUCCUCAGAGGUAGCCCUGCCAUGAAAAGGGCAGAGUAGAAGAAAUGAAUCUGACCAAUGAAGCACACACCACCAGAGAGAUGUCCUGCGAAUGCUCUAUUGAAAGGAAUGAGAGCUACAUAAGAGCAUAGUAGUGCUCUUCAGCAUCUCCCAUUAAUUUCAAUGUAGCUUGCACAAGAAAACAUCCUGGUGGAGUGUGGCUGACACAUCUGAUGUCUUCACAUUGUGCAAGUUGAAAGUGAUGGUUUCCAAUAUGCUUCUUUCUCCCUUCCAGAUUCUGCCUGAUAAAUGCUGGUGUCCUGUACCUCUAUUUUAGUAGCUUCCAGCAGAUAGAUGAAGAAGAGUAUGGUGGAACUUGGGAACUAACGAAAGAAGGGUUCAUGACAUCUUUUGCAUUGUUUUUGGUAAUCUAUACUCCUUAUUUGUUGACUGUUGGCCCUGAGCACAUAUUGUAAAACAAGUGACAGAUCACCACCUAAGAAGCAUAAAUAUAUUAUAAAUAUAUAAGUAUAAAUAUAUAUUUAUGCUGUUUGUUCCCUCAUUCUGAUUCCUUCCCGUCUAAUUAGAUGGGAAGGAAUCAGAGUGAGGGAAAAACAGUAUAAAUUACUUAAGAAUGCAAGAAUUUAAAAGGGUAAUGUACUGAUUAUAGUACAGAGCUAAUUGUAAAGCUUUUUAUGACCUGUUGUUUCAGUCUUAUUCAAAAAGAGGAAAGCAAAAUACUGAAUCCAAACAUCAGGUUCUUUGCUGCUGAUGUCAUCUUGUUUGUACUUCCUUUCAGGUUGUUUGGAUAAUCUUCUACACUGCCAUCCAUUAUGAUUGAUGAAGUCGGCCAAAUCAGUUGUAUUCAUAAGUUGAAUAAUACUUUAAGAAGCAGCCUCUGAUGAACUGGGGGGAGGUAAAAUAAGCCCAUUUUUAUACCCGUGGUCCAAGGAGAUGGGACAAGCCAAAUGGCUUCUAAGAAGAGAAAUUGAGCCUGUCUGAUUAUUUAAAGAAAUGUUGCUUUUGCAGAACUUUUAAAAAAGCCAUCACAAUGUUUUGCAAACAAUACAAGACUGUUCGACCUUUCAACCUUCUCUGUGAUUUUGCCUGGUACAGUGACGGCAAACUUCUGUAUUCUAAAAGGGUGACCUUAUUAAUUAAUUUGUGUCCAUUAUCUUGCCCUCUCUGAAUGAGAUCGAAUCAGUUUGUGACUUGUCUUCCGUUCGCUAGACGUAUGUUUUUAAAACCAUAAACAUCAUGAGGCAUUUGGUUGGAGGCGAACUCUACAGAAAUGAUUACAAGAGCAUAGAGUUUAAUGGUUGUCCUCGGCUUGUUUUAAGAAAAUUAAAGAUCUGAUCUGAUAAUUGAUUGUAUUAAGUAUUAAUGUCUUUAACUGGUUCAUUCAGGGUUACUUAAAUUUUGGUUGCUUAACAGUGUUAUAACCAGAAUCUUCAGAUUAUUUCCUAAAACUUUGUCAUUAAUUCCUUAUGGAGCAAGUGCUGGAUUUACCUGGCUUAAUUACUGAACUUUCACAAACAGUAACCAUGGUUUAGGAACACAAUAAUGGUUCAGUUAACAAAUCGAUUCAGUUCUCAGAGCCUACCUCAGAGUUCAGUGGUCUAAAUGCACAAAACAAGACAUAGUUCAGAACUCAGUUACUUCAGGAUCUUUCUAGGAUUUUGAAGUUGAAACACAACACACGGAAUAAUUAAAGCAGCUAAUGUUCUGUACACAGAAUUAACACUUUCAGGGUGGGAGUGGAUUGAUCUACAAUUUCAAUUUUGAUGUUUCCGAUUAUUAAAUAAAGACAUUAAAUAUAACCAUGUUGGUGGCUGUACAUUAGUUUAGGUCACUUACAAUUUUUAACUGUAGAUCUUUUCUAAAAUAUGCAUUACAGUCUCCAUGGAUAUAUUUAGGAAGUAGUCUCUUCAAGGACCAGACCUGUCUGUUCUCAUCAUAAUCUCAGAUGAAUGGGCAGAGAGAAGAGCUUUGCACUAAGACUGCCUUAUGGUGACAACCUGACUUGAGUCUUAACACACUGUGGAUUAAUUCCUAGUUCUUCUUAGUCUUCUGUUAAGCCCUCAUUUUUGCAUUUUUGACUUAGCAAGGUCACCUUCAAUGUACUUUUCUUAAACUUCUAUUUUCUUCUUCGUUGGUUAGUUGUUAGAAUUCUGCCAAAAGAAAUGAAAGCCUGAAGUACUGUAUGUGCUGGGAGCCAUGGCAGGUGCUGCUCUUGCAGGCUUCGUUGCCAACUAACAGCCUCUGCUUAUCUGGUUUGUGGAUUUAAUCUCUCAUUCGCCUCAUCAACCAGAAGGAGUCACCUUUUCUCCUCAGAAUUUUCAUCUCUGCUGGGUUUAAAAUUCCAUUUCUCAGUCAGCAUCUGAUUUUGUUUACUUACACUUUCAGUCACCUACCAAAUACAGUACAUCAUUUUAUACAUGAAAGCUCUCUAAUAAAUGUCACAUGAUUAAGAA
Molecule: messenger RNA, 6603 nt
Organism: Podarcis lilfordi (Lilford's wall lizard)
Lineage: Eukaryota; Metazoa; Chordata; Lepidosauria; Squamata; Lacertidae
Source: the annotation of a GenBank genome assembly